AUGGCGGCCGAAGUGAGGUGGUUAUUUUACUUAUUACCAAUUUAUAUAUUUGGAUUAAUAUCUGGAACUAUUGGAACUUUACCACAUAGAAGAUUUGAAUAUAAAUAUUCUUUUAAACCUCCUUAUCUUGCUCAAAAAGAUGGAUCAGUUCCCUUUUGGGAAUAUGGUGGAAAUGCCAUCGCUUCAUCUGAUAAUGUCAGAAUAGCUCCAUCUUUAAAAAGUCAAAAAGGAGCUAUUUGGACCAAAUCCAAAACAAAUUUCAAAUGGUGGGAAGUAGAAAUAGUUUUUCGAAUUACUGGAAGAGGAAGAUUAGGAGCUGAUGGUCUCGCAUUUUGGUACACUGCUAAUAAAGGAAGCUACGAUGGUACUGUUUUUGGAUCAUCUGAUAAAUGGGUUGGGUUGGGUGUUAUGUUUGACUCUUUUGAUAACGAUAACAAACAUAAUAAUCCUUACAUCAUGGCAGUAGUCAAUGAUGGAACUAGAGAAUUUGAUCAUGCAAAUGAUGGAUCAUCUCAACUGCUGGGAGGUUGCUUGAGAGAUUUCAGGAAUAAACCUUUCCCAACAAAAGCCAAAAUAGAAUAUUAUAAUAAUGUUUUAACUGUUUUAUUCCAUAAUGGAAUGACUUCAAAUGACCAAGAUUAUGAAAUGUGCUUCCGAUAUGAAAAUGUUUAUUUGCCUGAAGAGGGUUACUUUGGGUUAUCAGCUGCGACUGGAGGUCUUGCUGACGAUCACGACGUCAUUCAUUUCUUGACAACUUCAUUACAUCCACCUGGUCAUGAACAACCAUCAGCUCAAAAAGUUUCUGUCGAAGAACAGCAAAGAUUAAAUCAAGAAUAUCAAGAAUAUCAGAAAAAAUUACAGGAACAACGGGAUAGUUAUCAACGAGAACAUCCUGACGCAAAAAAAGAUAAGGAUGAAUUUGGUGACUUUUUCGAGUCAGACAAUCAAAGAGAAUUGCGACAAAUAUUUUCAGUUCAAAGCCAAGUUUUUGACGUUCUUAAAGACCUUCAUAAAAAAUUAGAUGAAAUUAUCGGUAGACAAGAAAGAACUCUUAGUCUUAUAUCUCAUCAACCAAUGCAAGUUGGGUCUCCGCCUGGAACUCCUCCUCAAAUGAUCGAUACCAUAAAUAGGCGCGAAGUAGAUAUGGUUUUGCAAAACCAAAAUGCAAUUAUUCAAGUUGCCAGAGAAAUUAGGGGUUUUGUAGGGGAGGUACACUCUAAGAGUGAUAUAAUUUUGCAAAAUCAAGCCAGACAACCAACUGCUCAAGUGCAUUAUGAUAUGGCAUCUGUAGUAAAUGAAAUGAGAGAGGGACUCAAUAAUGUUAAACAAAGUUUAACUGUUAUUAUUCAAAGGUUGUCUAGCUCGGAUUCUACCUGCCCUCCAUGUUUAUCCGCAACAACGUUUAUAGUUUUUUCAGUUAUUCAACUUAUAUUAAUGUUGGGUUAUUCAAUUUACAGGCAACAGGAACAAAGAGCAAAGAAAUUUUAUUAG
Messenger RNA from Pediculus humanus corporis (human body louse), 1491 nucleotides. RefSeq names its product ERGIC-53 protein precursor, putative. Gene Ontology annotation, biological process: endoplasmic reticulum to Golgi vesicle-mediated transport; Golgi organization; endoplasmic reticulum organization. Gene Ontology annotation, cellular component: Golgi membrane; endoplasmic reticulum-Golgi intermediate compartment; COPII-coated ER to Golgi transport vesicle. Gene Ontology annotation, molecular function: D-mannose binding. Bases 1 to 1491 code for a protein of 496 amino acids. Lineage: Eukaryota; Metazoa; Arthropoda; Insecta; Psocodea; Pediculidae. The record is from RefSeq and is a predicted model, not a curated record. The transcript has 9 exons.